CCGUGCAGACUUGAAACCCGUUCAUUGAUUCAAAAAGCGGGGCGGAGUUUAACCUAACGAUACUUAUGAGCUGACGGUGGGCGGGGAGAGAGGGAGAAAAACAAAGCAUUUAACGGAAGAAGUACGGUACAGCGGUGGCGUUUACGAUUAACUAGUUCCAUGUGAGGAAAGAAAAUGAGACUCAGGUCUCAAAAAAUAGUUGAGGCCUGCUCGGAGACGCCAAAAAAAAACAGCCGUCAGCGCUCCAUCAGGACGCCGAGACCAGCGUCGACGACUGCUGUGACGGAUAGCUCGCAACAAACCGAGGGUGAAGACACCUUGGAUAAAUCCGCUGAUGAUGAGGUUCCUAUGAUGAAGAGGCGCCGGCUACCUCGUGGUUGGCCGAGAAAGAGGGCCGUUGCCGUUAAAGAUCGAGAGUCGGAUUUAGCCUUUAAUACUCCACUCAGGCCCAUAAUGCGCCAUGAGCACGUCCUGUCAGAGAUCGACAUCGAGUCUCCUCAUAAUUCAACCGCCAGAAACAUCUACUCACCCUUAGUGCGUUUCCUCACGCCCAGCAAGGAAAAUUUAAAGUGUCCUGAAACUGAGAACAGUGUCAUAAUGAGCCCAGAACAAGGCGUGUUUGGUUAUAGCUCCAUUGAGCUGCUGGCUGGAGAGGAGGAGGAUGACGUGUUUGACCCUUUUACUCUAAUCAAGAACAUCCUGUCACAGUCUCGGCACUCUCAACCUCGACUCAGAGAUAUUCCCCCAAAGACCAGGAGCACUCCGGAGGCCACGCUGGUGGUCGACCUGGAGGAGACGCUGAUGUUCAGCUCCCUGAAUGUGAUCAACGACGCAGACUACACCUUCUACACAGCUUUCCAAGACCAUCAGUACAAGGUGUACAUGAUUCUACGACCGCACGUGAAGGAGUUUCUUCAAGCCAUGGCAAAAACCUACGAGCUGUUUGUUUACACGUGUGCGAAGAGAGAAUACGCCGAGAAGAUCCUGGAGAUUCUGGACCCUCAGAGAAAACUGUUUCGACACCGCCUGUACCAGGACGACUGUGCUUGUGUCCUCGGACACUACGUCAAGGAUCUCGGCGUCCUCGGGAGGGACCUCGCCAAGACUGUUGUCCUAGACAACGCGGCUCAUACUUAUCCGUACCACCUGAUGAACACGAUCCCCAUAAAGAGCUGGUCUGGAGCAGCGGAGGACAGAGAGCUGCAGAAACUCAUCCCCUACAUGGAGAAACUGGCUACAGCUGAGGAUUUUCAGGAGGUGCUGAAGAAGAGGAAGGACCACUUCCUGCGGCUGUUGUCGGAGGACUGACGGGACUCUCCGCCCCCACAGCUCCCGCUCUGACUCCGCUCCUCGUUUCCUUUAGUUUCACCUCGGUUAAAAAGCCCCAGAUGAAGUUGUUGACAGUUUUUAACCUGUUGGUGACUUUAAGAGGCGUCGCAUUUCAAACAUGCUGCUGAUGGAUUUUAUAACUUGAA
Messenger RNA from Nematolebias whitei (Rio pearlfish), 1475 nucleotides. It is a transcript of the gene ctdspl3, whose product is annotated as CTD (carboxy-terminal domain, RNA polymerase II, polypeptide A) small phosphatase like 3. The coding region runs from base 175 to 1308 and encodes 377 amino acids. Lineage: Eukaryota; Metazoa; Chordata; Actinopteri; Cyprinodontiformes; Rivulidae. The transcript is spliced from 11 exons. The record is from RefSeq and is a predicted model, not a curated record. Gene Ontology annotation, molecular function: phosphoprotein phosphatase activity.